Messenger RNA from Phragmites australis (common reed), 685 nucleotides. RefSeq names its product hydrophobic protein LTI6A-like. NCBI's taxonomy places the organism in Eukaryota, Viridiplantae, Streptophyta, Magnoliopsida, Poales, Poaceae. The transcript is spliced from 3 exons. The coding region runs from base 174 to 359 and encodes 61 amino acids. The record is from RefSeq and is a predicted model, not a curated record. Gene Ontology annotation, cellular component: membrane.
GUGAGCGAGCUCAGCUCAUCGCACUCGCACACCCAUCUGGCAUUACACCAACCUAGCUUAGAUCUCUCUCCACUUGCCUCCCUGCUUGGUCUCCUUGCUAUUUCCCCGGCUCGCCGUCGUCGGCUGAUAGCGGACAGUCUUGAGUCUGUGGGCCGGGAUAAAACUAGAAGAAGAUGUCGGACGACACGGCGACCGAUGGCACGGCGACCUGCAUCGACAUCAUCCUCGCCAUCAUCCUGCCGCCCCUCGGAGUCUUCUUCAAGUUCGGCUGCGGGAUUGAGUUCUGGAUCUGCCUGAUUCUCACCUUCUUCGGCUACCUCCCCGGCAUCAUCUACGCCGUCUGGGUCAUCACCAAGUAGAGGAGGAGCCACGACCCCUCAAGGAGAUGAUGGGGACCUUGCUCGUGUGAUCCGUCGUGCGUGCCUGGUGCAAUCUGUUUGUUUGAGAUGUAAUCUUUUUUCUGGUGUUUUCGAAUUCCUUCUUUGGCCCGCUCUGGAUACGGGGCUCACUGUGUUGGGUGUGCUGUACAUGUGCCUACGACUGUUUCUCGCUGCUGCUGCUGCUGCUGUACCUCUUCCAUUGUAUCAUCCUGUUCAUCUGCACAUUUCCCUCCCUGUACUUUUGAUUGAUUCAUUAGUCGAUUAUUUCGUCCUGUUCUAGUGGAGAAAAUCUACUGGCUUAAUUA